CUUGACCAUUCCUCUCUAGAUUCUAGACGUCUUUUUCUUGGAUCCUUCCUCUUUCCCUUUCUUCUUUCAUUCUUUGUUGUAAUGGCGUCGAUAUAAAAAUCAUCAUCAACGGCAUGAAUAACUAAUAGAAACUGAAGCCACUUCUCCCUCUCGUCUGAAACGAAAAUGCUCUCUUUACAAUCAACUGUUCCCUUCACUCUCACAUUGUUCGUCCUUCUUCCCCUUCUUGUUCUCUUAGAGCCGUCUCAUGCCAUUCGAUCGUUUCCUAUCAAAGAAAACGGUGACAGAGGAUGGUUGCCCGUAUUCGCCGAAGCGCCGGAGUACCGAAACGGUGCUGAAUGUCCAGUCUCCUCUUUCAAAGGUUGCAUAACGUCGUGCGAUCCCUCCCAUGUUCACAUCGCCAUGACUCUUGACUCGGAAUACCUCCGAGGUUCCAUAUCUGCGGUUCACUCCGUUCUUAGGCAUGCUUCUUGCCCUGAUAAUGUAUUCUUCCACUUCAUAGUCGCAGAGUCUGAUCCAGCGAGUCCAAGAUCCCUCGAUCAAGUUGUCCGCUCUACUUUUCCUUCUCUGCAUUUCAAGGUUUAUCUAUUCAAAGAAACCGUCGUCAAAAAUCUCAUCUCUUCUUCCAUUCGCCAAGCCCUCGAGAACCCCUUAAACUAUGCAAGAAACUAUUUGGCUGAGAUACUUGAGCCCUGCGUCGAUCGUGUCAUCUAUCUCGACUCCGAUCUCGUCGUCGUUGAUGAUAUACAGAAGCUCUGGAACAUCUCUCUCAGUGGGCUUCGAGUCAUUGGUGCGCCCGAGUAUUGUCACGCGAAUUUUACCAGAUAUUUCACGGAUGGAUUUUGGUCUGAUCCUGCUAUGUCGAGGAUUUUCUUAGGGAGGAAGCCAUGCUACUUUAAUACGGGUGUGAUGGUGAUGGAUCUGGUGAGAUGGAGGCAGGGCAAUUACAGGAAGAGAAUAGAGGGCUGGAUGGAAUUACAGAAAGAGAGGAGGAUCUACGAACUGGGUUCGCUUCCGCCAUUCCUACUUGUUUUUGCCGGAGAUGUUGAAGCUAUCGAUCACAGAUGGAACCAACAUGGUCUUGGUGGGGAUAACGUACUGGGUAGCUGCAGGUCUUUGCAUCCUGGUCCAGUGAGUUUGCUGCAUUGGAGCGGCAAAGGGAAACCGUGGGAGAGACUGGAUGCUGGUACCCCAUGCCCACUUGAUCAUCUCUGGUCACCUUAUGAUCUAUACAAACCUCAGCACCAACAACAAACACAAUAGAAACAACGGCUGCGACAUUUGCACAGAUCGUUUUUAAUCAGAUUUUGAAUUUUUUUCUUCUUUGAUUCUUUUCUAUCUUUAUUCGUCCAAGGCGAUUCUUUCACAUGUGUAUACCGAAGAUAAUAGAAGAGAUUGGAUUUUCAAUUUUUCCCCCUUUUUGAUUGAUUGAUUUUGUUAUAUCUCAUGGUGGAUCUCUUCUUCUUUACUCCUCAUUCUCUUUCUUUCAAAGAAGAAGUUUGUGUAUGCGCUGUUUCAUCUGGCAACGUUUAUGGCACCCACGUGUGAAGAGGUGGCUUUGAUUUCU
Molecule: messenger RNA, 1567 nt
Organism: Nelumbo nucifera (sacred lotus)
Lineage: Eukaryota; Viridiplantae; Streptophyta; Magnoliopsida; Proteales; Nelumbonaceae
Gene: LGT8
Product: glucosyl transferase family 8
Cellular component (GO): Golgi apparatus
Molecular function (GO): glycosyltransferase activity
Source: RefSeq, a predicted model, not a curated record